CCAAAACCCACCUGCAAUUCUCUCUUUCUCUCUCUCUCUCUCUCUCUCUUUAUCUUCUUUCUUCAAAGUCUAUCACUUUAUAAAACCCUAAUUAAAUCUCUAAACUCCUUAGCCUCUCUCUAUUCUCAGAACCUUGUGGUUAUUCUCAAGAAAGGUUUCAUUUUGAGAUAAAGUUUGCUGCUCUUUCUGGUUGUGGAUAGAUCAAAAGAAUGGAGAUUGCAAGUCAAGAAGAUCCUAUUCCAAUAAACACUAGUUAUGGUAAUAGUGGAGGUGGGCAUGGGAACAUGAACCAUCAUCAUCAUGCCAAUUCUGCACCAUCAUCUCUCAACAUUACUACUUCAAACCCACUACUAGUCUCCUCAAAUAGUAAUGGUCUUGGUAAAAAUCAUGAUCAUUCUCAUCAUCAUCAUGUGGGUUACAACAUCAUGGUUACCAACAUCAAGAAAGAGAAGCCUGUGGUGAUAAAGUACAAGGAAUGCCUAAAGAACCAUGCAGCUACCAUGGGAGGCAAUGCCAUUGAUGGUUGUGGAGAGUUUAUGCCAAGUGGUGAAGAAGGUUCCAUUGAAGCUCUCACUUGCUCAGUUUGCAACUGCCAUAGAAACUUUCAUAGAAGAGAAACCGAAGGUGAAGAGAAAACAUUCUUUUCCCCUUACCUCAACCACCACCAACCACCUCCGCAGCAGAGAAAACUCAUGUUCCACCACAAGAUGAUCAAAUCACCAUUACCACAACAAAUGAUAAUGCCUAUUGGCGUUACAACCGCUGGAUCCAACUCAGAGUCAGAGGAUCUUAUGGAGGAAGAAGGCGGAGGAAGCUUGACAUUCCGGCAGCCACCACCACCACCAUCACCGUAUAGUUACGGACAUAAUCAGAAGAAAAGGUUUAGGACAAAGUUUACACAAGAGCAAAAGGAGAAGAUGAUUAGUUUUGCGGAAAGAGUUGGUUGGAAGAUUCAGAGACAAGAGGAAUCUGUUGUUCAACAGCUUUGUCAAGAGAUUGGAAUUAGGAGAAGAGUUCUUAAAGUUUGGAUGCACAACAACAAACAAAAUCUCUCCAAGAAGAGCAACAACGUUAGUAACAAUGUCGACCUUUCUGCUGGUAAUAACGACAUUACUGAAAAUCUUGCUUCUACUAAUCCUUAGUUAAGUUCAGAUUGUUGUUAUAUAACUUCACUCAUGUGAUUACUUAAUUAAUUAAGUACUUUCUUAUCGUAUGGUUAAUGUUUUCUCCUUUCUCGGCUAAUCAUUGUUUAGGUAGCUUUAUAAACAUGUGUUUUAUUAGGGUACCUAUAAUCUUGGUUUUGGAGCGUGUAAGAUAAGUUUUUGAUGUUUUCUUAUAAUGUAUGUUUAAGAAAAUUCUUGGCGAUUUAACCAAUGCAUUGGGAUGUGCACUGUUAUUAUUUAC
Molecule: messenger RNA, 1404 nt
Organism: Arabidopsis thaliana (thale cress)
Lineage: Eukaryota; Viridiplantae; Streptophyta; Magnoliopsida; Brassicales; Brassicaceae
Gene: HB21
Product: homeobox protein 21
Exons: 2
Coding region: 210-1142 (310 amino acids)
Cellular component (GO): nucleus
Molecular function (GO): DNA binding
Source: RefSeq, marked reviewed